Iphiclides podalirius (scarce swallowtail) is the source of this 378-nucleotide messenger RNA. The record is from the annotation of a GenBank genome assembly. Lineage: Eukaryota; Metazoa; Arthropoda; Insecta; Lepidoptera; Papilionidae.
AUGAAAGUACGGGAGUUCGUCCAGAGCACUUUCAAAGCUACGGCAAAACAGCCUUCCACGGCGGAAUCACCUCGAUGCCAGUUAUUGCGGCGGCCGCUGAGGCUGCUAACUCACCUGGCUUUAUCCAAGGCCCUUGAACACGUGGGUGGACCCGGCUACCCGAGGACACCUGACGCACAAUCACAGUCACAGCGGCUCCGAUCCGUUUCGCAAUUCGGGUCACAGCACACGCGGCGAAGCGGCACAAUCGAGACGUGCGUCCGCGCCGAGCCCGCGCUCCGUUAUGAGCAGCGGAGCGCGAAUGGCGGACCGCAGACCUUACGCCCGCGCCAAAGAUCAAGCGCGCAGAUGGCCAAGCCGCCCGAUGUAAUUGGAAAA